Molecule: messenger RNA, 1209 nt
Organism: Nelumbo nucifera (sacred lotus)
Lineage: Eukaryota; Viridiplantae; Streptophyta; Magnoliopsida; Proteales; Nelumbonaceae
Source: RefSeq, a predicted model, not a curated record
AUGGGUUUCCAACCACAGCCGGCCCCACAAGAAAAAAAGAGUAAUCUGGAAGAUAUGAUCUCUAAGUUCAUUACUGCUACUGAAGCAAGAUUUCAAGAACAAGAUAAGAGGUUCUUAAGUCAAGAAAUAUCGAUUAAGAACUUAGAAGUUCAAGUGGGGCAGAUUGUAAGCAUGCUGUCAGAAAGAAAAGAGGGACGACUACUGAGCAAUACAGAAAAGAACCCCAGAGAGCAUGUGAACGCCAUAGCCUUAAGGAGCGGGAAGACAAUCUGCGAAGCCCAAGAAGAUGACAAGGAAGCUGAAUCGGCCAAUCUGCAAAAGGAGAAUGAGGGAAGUACCCCUAAACUGAAUUUACAUGAAAUUAAACUUCCUAUUCCCUACCCAAGAAGAAUGCCCAAGUAUGCCAAAUUUCUGAAGGAAGUGAUGUCCAACAAAAGGAAAUGGGAGGAUUGCGAGAUGGUGAAGCUAAAUGAAGAGUGUUCAGCCAUUCUUCAAAAUAAGCUACCCCCAAAACUGAAGGAUCCAAGGAGUUUCUCUAUACUUUGCACCAUAGGGAAUGCUGAAUUCGAUAAAGCCUUAUGUGAUCUUGGUGCUAGUAUAARUUUAMUGCCYUAYUCUAUUUUUAAGAGACUUGGAUUACAUGAACUAACAUCUACCACCAUUACCCUACAACUGGCCGAUCGGAGCAUUAAAUACCUUAGGGGAAUAGUGGAAGAUGUCUUAGUUAAAGUAGGGAAUUUCAUCAUCCCUGCUGAUUUCAUUGUGUUGGAUAUGGAGGAGGACAGAUCGAUGCCAUUAAUUCUAGGGAGACCCUUUCUUGCAACCGGUAAUGCUUUAAUUGAUGUACAAAAGGGUCAACUUACUCUUAGGAUUAAUGGAGAAGAAAUGAUAUUUAACGUUUUCCAAACCCUGAAGUAUCAUAACACGAAAGAACAUGAAAUAUAUGUAAUCAACUCCAUUGAUGUGGUGGCAGCAGAAAUUAAUAAAUCAAAGUUAGAUGACCCCUUGCAAGCUGUCUCAUUAAUCCUUGUAACAACAUGCAGGUCUCCAGGAGGAAAAGCUUGUGAGGGUGCUCAAGCAACACAUACCGGCCAUAGGAUGGAGCAUCGCAGACAUAAAGGGGAUCAGCCCGUUGGUAUGUACACACAAAAUUCUGAUGGAGGAAGGCUGCAGUCCCAAGGCACAACCGCAAAGGAGGCUGAAUCCUAA